UACUGCACGAGGCCAUUUUUGCACAUGGAGGGGCUCACAGCAUAUAGCAUCAUCAUCCUCGCGUACAACCGCCCUUUCCCUGGGAAACAAUGAGGCAGGCUUGAGCUAUUGGAUAUCUGAUAAACGCGAGCUGUUCCUGGGCUGUCAGAUUGGGGGCACCCACCCACGACGCACAGAGCAUGCGGGAAAAAUGUGAGCGCUCGUCUCCUCCUCCUCUUCAGCCAGCCCCUCUUCAGUCAAGAGGUGUUGUCGUGGUGGGACGGCGUUUUGCCAGGAGUAAAGGGACAGUUUCACUGCGAUGCUUUCUCCAUAGCUCCGAGUGAGAGCAAGUUACCCGGGAGAAAGGGUGGUGCCUUGCUUUUGCCUGGCCGCACCGUGAACUAGCAACGUCCAUGCGCGUUUGUUUAUUUGAAAUCGGACCGAGCCAAUUGAGGACGUCGAGGCAGGUGUGCGGUGUCAUUCGGAAUUGUUCUUGACAAAAGGGUAUACGCUGUCCAUUUUCUCGUCUCAUAUCAGAUUUGUAUGGACUUUAAUUCCGGUCAAGCAGGCUCCUGGCGACUAGGUUGAUACAGUAUUUUGUUGCAGAGCGAAUUUCUUCAGAUGUCUCCGCGUUCGCAUUGAGGAACGGACAAACUACACUCUGGAUUUAAAGCCUGAGGUGGAGUGUGGAAUUGAGAUCGCCGAUGUCCGUCUCUCCCAAAUAAGUCUCCCUGCUUUUGAUUUUUAUGACGGAAAGUGUACCCAGCGACGGUAGAACUGUUAGGAGACCUCUUCGACAUGAAUACAGAUAGCGGAGGACGCACGCGCAAAAGCGCCGCCUUGCUAGUCACCCGCUCCCACAUGAAGCGGGUCCAGAGUGUCCCGAAUCUGGCUACAGGGAGUGAGUCUCACUCGUCAGAUUCAGAUGCUUGGAGGUCACGCAGCACCGAUGGCCUAAGGAACGGCGACGACAUCACUUCCUCCUUGGCCGCCAAGGGCUUCCGCAGCGUCAGGCCCAACCUGCAAGACAAGAGGUCCACCACACAGGCUGUCUAUCAGGUCCCCCUCCCGCCCCCUAGGAGAGAGAGUUACCCCUCCCCCGCCACAGGCGCUAUCCCCCCCUCCUACAGCUCCCUCCUAGCCGAGACCCUCGGACCCGGGAUGCUAGCCCUCUCCAACGAGAAGGCCGUCCUCAAAGAGUCUUACACAGUCAAGAGCAUGUCUUCUUACUCGCACCACCGGAGCACUACCGCCACUUCUGUACCCCAAUCUGAACCAGAACCCAACCCCAUCCCCAAUGACACCAGCAAUGUCAAAGCCUCCACUGCUAUUUCCUCCACCACCACCCAGCUUCAGGCUGCAGAGCGCAAGGUGUCCUCCCUCAGACUCACCCCUGUCACCAUCCCUGAUCCCCCCUCCCACCAACCCGUCCCCCAGCCUGAGACUCUCACCACCUCCCCUCCUCCCCCUAACCUUCCCCCCCGUAGAGACCCCUCCAUCGGCCCCCAAAGCCAUCACACAGCCUCUCUCUCCGUCCAGAUGGCCCCGCGGAGGCCCAAACCACCGGGCUCCAAGGCCCCAGCUUCUGACCCUGGGGAGGGCAAGAAGGUGAAGGGCCCUCCUCCAGUUCCACCUCGACCUGCCGAAGCGAAUGUGCUGGGCCAAGCUAUUCAAGUGGCAAUGAAUGGAGGUGCGCCCCACCCCCAGAGACCGUCCUCACCCCCGGCCUACCCCCCUCUCCCCGCCUCGUUCAGCCCAGGGGGGGUUCGCGUGCGGAGUCGGAACGCAGAAGGUUCAGAGUCGGUGAUGUCGGGCCACACCAGCAUGAGCAGCACGGUGCCCAUCGCCCGCUUUUCAGAGGAGGAGAAGAGGGUGUCGGUCAUCAAGGCGCCCCACUACGAGGGCAUCGGCCCCGUGGAUGACACGGGCAUCCCCAUCGCCAUUCGCACGACGGUGGAUAGGCCGAAGGACUGGUACAAGACCAUGUUCAAGCAGAUCCACACGGUUCACAAAGCAGACGACGACUAUGCCGACACGCGCAACGCCACAUACACUGUCAUCGGUGACAGCGACACAUAUGGUCAGUCCUCCAACCCCACCAUGGCGUACCCUCCCCCUAGGACACAAACGUACCGGCCCCUGGCCAAGAGCCCGUCGGGCAGCGGAAGCCCCGGGACCUUUAGGGAGCCCUCCCCCGUGCCUCCGCCACCCCCGCCCAUGCCCUCCCUCCUCCAGCUGAGGUCCAGAGACAGCGACCGGGAGCGAGACUCGCCCGACACCAUGAAUCAGUGGGGUCCUCCCGAUAGGAAAGUGGACACUAGAAAGUACCGCGCUGAACCCCGGAGUAUCUUUGAGUACGAGCCCGGGAAAUCAUCCGUUCUGGAGCAGGACAGGCCGACCUAUAAGCUAAACCCAGAUGACAUAGAUUUAGAGAACGAGCCUUGGUAUAAGUUCUUUUCCGAGCUGGAGUUCGGCCGUCCGCCUCCUAAAAAACGUCUGGAUUAUAAUCCAGACAUCUGCCCUGGCCGACUCACCGAGACGGCGCUGUACUUCACUCCGACUGCUGACCGGGUUCCAGAGAGGCCGGCGAGUGCUGCCAGUGACUACAGGAAGAGGAGGAAGUCGGAGCCGUCGGGUGACCAGGGCAAGAACCAGGUCUCCCCAAAACAACUGGACUCUUACAGAGGCAGCAGCACACUGAGGAAACCAGCCACACGCUCCUCCCCCUCCUCCCCCUCCAGAGCCAAAGGUGGGGGCGCGUGCGGCAUGACCUGCUCCCCCCGUUUGAGCUCUUCCCCGGGCCCGUACCUCCGCUCCCCUCUCUCCCCCGUGCCCUCCAACCUCGCCAACCCGGGGGCCGCCUCCGCGCCCCUCGAGCGCGUCGCCUGCUUCAAGAAUGGCUGGCAGACGCGGCGGCAGGACGCCGAGACAUGGAGCAGCGCCGAAGACGCGCCGCCCUCGCCCGCAAAGCUGAGGUCGCGUAGCUGUGACAACCUGCUCAACGACGGGCCCCCGGGCGGGCACAAGGCUACCCGUUCGGAGAGCGCCGGGUCACUGGUAUUCGACAACCCAUUGGGGCAAACCGCAUCGUCCUCUACCCGCUCCUUGCCUCGCCCGCACCGGCGACGUGCCCACGACGCGCCAGGCUUCCUGAAGCUCUACCGCAAGAUGCACCACAUCGACCGCGCCCAGCUGCUGCCCUCUGACGUCAUCCGCUCGGUCCGUGCCCGCAUCCUGGAGCUGGAGCGCCAGCCGCACCUCUUCCCCCGAAAACUCUCCCCCUGGGGGCCGUCGUGGGGCCUGGAGGUCCCUCGCGAUACGGUGCCAACGCGCAUCUCCACAUACGAGCAACUCAUCCAGAAGUCCAAGUCCAUGCCCGACUUGGGAGAUAGCGAGGUCCCGUCUGGCACAACCACGCCCGGCGGGUCAUCGUCCCGCGCCAGUAGUAGUGGGGGAGGAGGCGGCGGGGGCAGGGAGACACCCGGGUACCCCAAACGCCGUUUCUCCAUUGAGUCUCUGCUAGAAGAGGACAUUAACAACGGGAAUGGGAACGGGACGUCCCAUCACGCUCACCAGGGGGCAAGGAGCCCGCCCGAGGGUCAGCCCCGCCUCGCCCUGGACCCCCACGAUUUCCCCGACCCCCUCGUUUAUCGACGGGCCGCUGUCCCGGGGGCUGAGUACUCUGAGUCUGAGCAAGAUGCAGCCGCCUCAGACCUCAGUGACUUUGUCCAAGUCGAAGGAUCCUCCUUCUGCAGCGAGAGUGACUUCGACCACUGCUCGCUCACCUCGUCAGUCGAGAGCUUCUACGGCCCCUCCUCCCACCACCACCUUCGCCACCACCACAGCCACCACAACCCCAGUCAUCAGUCUCUCGGUCAGGGUCAGGGCUACCAGCACCGUCACCUCAUCAGCUCGUGUAAAGGACGCUGCCCGGCCUCCAACACCCGCUUCACCACCAUGCUGCGCCACGAGCGGGAGCGGGCCCGCCAGGAUCUCCGGCAGAAACCCCCCCAGACACAGCAAACCAGACACGGGGGAAGGGGCGGGGACCACCAUGCUCUACCCCCCUCGUCACAAGCAGCCCAAACCCAGCAGGGGAUGUCCAAGCUGGCCUUCCUCGUCAGUCCCGUGCCUUUCCGGAGGAAAAAGGGUGAUUCUCCACCCACUUCGAGAAGAAGUAGUGGAGGUCGAAGUACCAGGCCCAAGUCUAAAGAAGCCGUCUAUAAAGCUUUGGAUGCGGCCUUGAGGGAUAUCUACGAACACAUCCAAGCGGAGCGAGGCCGGAGCGGCGCUAGGCUACCAGACGAUGGCAUCCUUCGGAGGCUACUGGCUGAGAUCCUCCCGGAUGUGCCCGAGAGGAGCUCCUCGUUACGGGGGCAGAGGGGGAGUCGCAAGGGGGGUCCCUCGAACGCCUCGUACCCCGACGGGAGUCCGAACGUGUACGGCUCGUCGCCGUGGCUACAGUCGCCGCUAAGUGCCUGUUACAGUCGUCAUACCGACGCCUCCAAUAAUGACAACUAUGGAGAGGAGCCAGGCAACGGCAAUGCAGAGCAGGAUGCCUCCAGGGGGUACAACACAACCACCAGCGACGGGGGAAGGGGGCAGACCAGACGAGCCACCCCGGACAGAGAGGUCUCCCAUAAGCAGAUGACCCAACUCAUUCUCUUCUCUCUCCUCCAUCAGAAACAGCCUGCCAGAGCUAUAUAUGACUUUAAGGCACAGACUGCUAAAGAGCUGACGUUCAAGAAGGGCGACGCGGUCAACAUCAUCAGACAGAUCGACAGCAACUGGUACGAGGGAGAGCACCGCGGACGACUGGGCAUCUUCCCCAUCUCCUACAUAGAGAAGAUGGCGUUGCCAGAGAAGCAGCAGCCGAUCAGGCCUCCUCCACCAGCACACGUCAGAGAGAUCGGGGAGGGGGUGGCCCGGUACAAUUUCAACGCUGACACUAACGUGGAGCUGUCCCUCCGCAAGGGUGAGCGGGUAGUCUUGCUGAGACAGGUGGACCAGAACUGGUACGAGGGGAAGAUCCCAGACACCACCAAGCAGGGCAUUUUCCCCGUGGCCUACAUAGACAUAGUCAAACGCUCGCCAUCCAAGAGCCCCGCCCCCUCCCACCAACCAGACCCACACGGCUACCCCAGCAACAGGACACAGGGCUCCACGCCCGCCAAGAGGUUUGUGCAGGAUUCGCUCCAUGGUGGAGGAGACCUGUUCCAGGCCCUGUACAACUAUCUGCCCCGUAACGAGGACGAGCUGGAGCUGAAGGAGGGGGACGUCGUGGACGUCAUGGAGAAGUGCGACGACGGCUGGUUUGUCGGGACUUCCCGACGGAGCAAGCAGUUUGGAACCUUUCCAGGAAACUACGUCAAGAAGCUAUAAUGAUGAAUCCGGUCCACCCCCACACCCUCCUUACUUGGACCCUUCCAUCUCUAGCACAACUCAUAUUGGACACAACCAACCCGGAGUAAAGUUGCCCCCAGACACUGAUUUGGGUCAGUUUUGCACUUUCCCCACCGAUGGUUAAGGUUAAGAUUUGGGGGAGGUGGAGCUGACCCUAGGAUGACCCCACUACGUCGGGUCAUCCAAGAAGCCUUGCCCAAGCAUGUGUGACAACGUCACAACAAAUAUUUUGUUUUAGCUCUAACUAGCCAACUCUAAAGGAGACUAUUCCACCAAUUAAACAAUUAUUUUAUAAAUGAUCGAGAAGCGGUAGAAGAGAUCCAUACUUUUGAAUUCCUGUCACCUCAGAUACUGAAGGAAUGGUAGCCAAACAAGAUGGCCAGCUUUAAGUGUUGACAUCUGCUCUUAUUUGAUUUAUUAGAUAUAUUUUAACCCAUUGAUAAGUUGAUUGUGUAACAUUCAGAAAGGUCAAAUAUGGUAAAGAUAAGAGUUAAAGAUGCCAAGUAAACUGCCACUCAGGAUUGCCUUGACGUCAUCAUGUCAGCCAUCUUGGUUUUGGACAUGUUUUUUUCCCCCUUUUUCCUCAGUGUUAAAUCAAUACAGAACCCCCCCCCCCCUUAAGUGUAUUAUCUGUAAUAGGGGGGCAGGUUGGUAUUUUCAGAGCAGUAUAUUGUCAUAGGACAUUGCAACACAUUUCAAUGUUUAAUCCUUUGGCAAAUGCUCUUAUCCACAGCAACUUUCAAUAAGCAACAUGAAGCAACCACAGCGUUAUUAGUAAAAAAUCUUCUUCAUAAAUGUUAUACACCAACACAGGAACACUCACCUAUUUCCCCCAGUGAAAAUGAUGACGCUGUCUAAUGCAUGAUGCCCAAAGGGUUGCUGGGAACCACGGGAUAGGGUAAGAAAUGUUUGGAGGCAAAUGCAUUGAUAUUGAAAGCGUAUAAAUAUAUUUGCAGAGCCUUCUAUUUGCACCGGAAGGCUCUGGAUAUCUGCCUUCUAUGGGCCUACAGUCAAUUCCAGUUUCUCAUUAUAGUGUUUGCGAACUCUUAUACGAGUUAUUUCAUAUGUGGAAGUGGCAAUAUUUUAUUUAGCCCUUCUGUUUGAACAAUUACAGUACAUUUUGUACUUUAGAUGGGAAAUAAUAUUUAUAGAUUUGGGAUUUUAUUGAUCGGUGGACUUGGCGUUUUAUCCGAGUACGCUACGGAUUUUACAAGUGAGAGCUACAUUGGAUUGUCGACAGGGCUUUAGGAGUUUGAUACCGUUGGAAAAACAAAUGCAAAAGCAACACGUUUUCCCACUUUUCUUGUAUGUAAAGAUAUUUAUAAUGGGAAAAGUAUUGAAUAUUGAGAGGACGUCAUUUAGAUGUCUCCGUCCAUAAAUAUAACUCUGGAUAGAGCAACAUAAGUUUCUCAGCUUACUUUGUGUUCUUUCGUCUAGUGGAAGUGGCCUAAGGUAAAGUGUGCUUUUGGCUAAUUUCAACCACAGCAAAUCCCCGUGUCAUGUUUAAGAUAACGAGACAAUAGCCUAAAUUUGUUCCCAGUCAAGUCUGACAUUUACUUUUGUCAAUAUACAACAAACCUUCAGGUGUCGACAAUAAUACAACCCUCCUUUUUGAAAUGGUGUUAUUUUAUUCUAUGACGAGGUUUUCUUAUUAAGAUCGCUGUUGAAUACUGUAUUAGGAAUUACAUAGCUAAUGUUGUCGCCACAUUCAUUGCCUUUGUCCAAAUGGGAUGUUUUACUAUACUCUAAAUUAAUAUAAUCAGAUAAGCGGCGUAAUUGAAUUAUACAGUUAUCUUCCUGGAGUAUUUUUUUUCUCUCUAGAUAAUUCUGACGGUGACCUUUUUACUGUCCGGAAUGAAUGAAACGAGUAGUGUCAAUGCAAUAGCUUGUAACAAUGUAUUUGAAUAACAUUUGUUAGGCAUACUUUUUGUGUUAAAUGAAUGUGAUUUUAAGAAUUUAUUUUGCCUUUCUUUUUUUCGUGUGUAAAGAAGUAUCUAUUCACAUAGGAAGGACACUGACCGCAGAACAAUUGUUUAAGCACCUUAAUAUGUAAUUACUUUAUUUUUGGUUUCUGUCUUUGGUUGGUUUUGUUCUCGUUUAUUUUUCUCACCAUCCCCUUUUCAUUCACACUUCCCUGGGUCGUGUUCAUUAGGGACCAAACAGAAGAAAACUGACUACCUGGACAUGUCCAAUAAAAAAUGCAAAUGUUCGUGUUCUGUUGCAAACGUUUCCCGUUGCUAUCCCUAAUGAACACGACCCUGGCAUGUGAGAGCACUGCGUGUCUGUUGGUGCUGUUUUUUGUACGUCUUUUGUAUGGAGCUGUAAAUCGAUGACAUGAUCCACUUGCUUUAUAAACUCUUAUUUUCUCACCCACCAUCUGUUUGGGUUGCCUUUUCUCUUCUCACUUUUUCACACCACCUUUUCCUACAUCCACCUCAAUCACCCCAAACAGCCAUACAGUAUGCAAAAAAAAACCAGAAAGAAAACAUUUAUAGUGGGUUACACUACUUUAAGGUGCUCUUUAUGAAGGGUACCUUAGUGCAAAGUGGUACCUUGUAGUGUUACCAGGGAUACCCGCUCUGGAGAACAAAAUGGAGUAUAAGGGAAUGUACGUUACCCAUAAUUGAAUAAGGAUAGAAUGUAAUGUUUUAAAUAUUUCUAGUCUGCCUUUGCUACCACUUUCGGGGACUUUAAAAGUUUUGGACUGACGACGUGGACUUUUGGAGGAUCCCCGUCUCAGAUUGGAGUUGUGUAUAUUGAAUCAGAAAUGGGGGGCUACAAGUGCAGAUUCUUAGCUUUGUCCAAAUGUGAACUCAAGUGGAUGACAUUGCAAUGACAUUCUUAUAACAAGUCUUUCUACAAGUCUUUCUGCUUUCAUUUACAAUUUUGUUUCGUACUAUAUUCCUAAUAAAUUCUGCCUGAUA
Salvelinus fontinalis (brook trout) is the source of this 8306-nucleotide messenger RNA. RefSeq names its product sorbin and SH3 domain-containing protein 2-like. The record is from RefSeq and is a predicted model, not a curated record. Gene Ontology annotation, molecular function: protein binding. Gene Ontology annotation, cellular component: plasma membrane. Bases 778 to 5361 code for a protein of 1527 amino acids. NCBI's taxonomy places the organism in Eukaryota, Metazoa, Chordata, Actinopteri, Salmoniformes, Salmonidae. The transcript is spliced from 26 exons.